Molecule: messenger RNA, 855 nt
Organism: Baudoinia panamericana UAMH 10762
Lineage: Eukaryota; Fungi; Ascomycota; Dothideomycetes; Mycosphaerellales; Teratosphaeriaceae
Exons: 4
Coding region: 1-855 (284 amino acids)
Cellular component (GO): cytoplasm
Molecular function (GO): oxidoreductase activity, acting on the CH-OH group of donors, NAD or NADP as acceptor
Source: RefSeq, a predicted model, not a curated record
AUGCCCGUCCAGAAAACAGCCUAUAUAACCGGCGGCGCAUCUGGAAUCGGUCUUGCCCUUGCCCGCACCCUCGCCCACCGCGGCAUCCGCUUGGCCAUAGCCGACCUCAACAUCUCUACCGCCAACUCUGUAGCCUCUGAUCUGUGCGCAGAACAAAACGCUCCAGACCUAGUGACCGCCUUUGAGCUCAAUGCUGCCGACUGGGACUCUCAGCUCUCCGUCUUCCAGAAGGUCGUAGAGCAUUUCGAGGGCAGGGUAGACUAUGUGUACCCCAUUGCAGGCAUCGGUGAGAAGGUAAGUAUCCCUAAUGAUGGCGGGAAGGGGAAAGGGUUCGUGAAGCCGAACUUGAGCGUGCUGGAUGUGGAUCUAUAUGGGGUUCUGUUUACGGUAAGCUUGGCCGUGCAGCAGAUGCGGCGGCAGGAGAGGGAUGAGAGUGGUUUCAGAGGAAAGAUCGCUACGGUAGCAUCCGUCUGCGGCUUCUAUUGCGUGCCGACGCUGCCUAUUUACACUGCAGCCAAACACGGCGUCAUAGGCUUCAUUCGCUCCUUCGGCAAAUACCUGCCUGAGGAGCAUAUUACAUUGAAUGCCGUCUGCCCCAACGUCGUACGAACUGGCAUCUCCACCUCAGCCUUCUACGACAAGCUCGAGUCUCAGGGCCUACUGACACCCAUGAAACCAGUCAUCGACGCCUUUGAGAAGUUUCUUGACAGUGACAUAAGCGGCGAGUGCUGGGAGGCUGGGCCAAAGGGCGACUUGGUGAAGAGGGAGGCGGCGGAGUAUCUGGAUCGGGAGAGCGGGUUGCUGAUGGACAUGUUGUAUGAGAGGGGCCAUGGCUUACAUCAGCCUCAGUCGUGA